AGACUGAGGGCCUAAACCGAGGUCCCGAGUUUUCUUUUAUAAAAUAACAUUAGCUACUUCCUUGAUAUGCUGACAAUGGAACACUGAUAUUGUCGUUCGCCUGCCUUGAGCCGGCUUCGUUUCUUGCUCCCAUCUUUCUUGGCUGCCAUUCGCUCCAGUGUCUAUUUCUCACUGAUCGUAGCGUCUCACUGACCUAGCGUCUCACCCAGGAUGGGUAUUCCGGGUAUCUACCAAGAGAUUGGCCCGGGGGACCGUAUCGCCCUGUCCAAGCUCGCCGUCCAGACCCUGGAGGAGACAGGACGCCCCCUGCGGCUGGCCAUCGACAUAUCGAUAUGGCAGUUCCAGGCACAGGCGGCCAAGGGCGGCUCCAACCCGGCCAUCCGCACGCUCUUCUACCGCCUCGUCCGCCUGCAGAGCCACACCAUCAAGCCCAUUUUCGUCUUUGACGGCCCGAACAAGCCCGCCAUGAAGCGCGGCCGCCGUACGGGCGGCGGCCGGAGCGGCGGAAACGUCGUGUCCACCGCCAUGGCCAAGCAGCUGAUCCGCCUGUUCGGCUUCUACGCCCACGACGCGCCGGGCGAGGCCGAGGCCGAGUGCGCCCUGCUGCAGCGCCGCGGCAUCGUCGACGCCGUGCUCAGCGAGGACGUCGACACCAUCAUGUUCGGCUGCACCCGCACCCUGCGCAGCUGGUCCGCCGAAAAGGAGAAGGGGAGCGGCAGCAGCGGCCCGCCCACACACGUCACCGUCUACGACUCGGCCGCCAUCGCGCGCCCGGACGCUGCGGGUCUCGACCGUGAGGGUAUGGUGCUCGUCGCCCUGAUGAGUGGCGGCGACUACGACCCGGAGGGCAUCCCCGGCUGCGGUGUCAAGGUUGCGUGCCAGGCCGCCCGCGCCGGGUUCGGCAGGUCUCUCUGCAAGAUCAAGCGCUCCGACCCGCCGGCCGUCCUCGCCGCGUGGCGCGAGGGCCUCAGGCGGGAUCUGGCCGACAACGUUAGCGGGUCCUUUAGCAGACGGAACAAGGCUGUAGCCGCUGCGAUACCGGACGAUUUCCCCGACAUGGAAGUUCUGGGUUACUACACGCACCCCGUGGUUUCCCGGGAUGCUGCGCUCGAGAGGCUCAAGAUUUCCUUCUCUGAUGCCCUUGUUGGCGGCGACAUGAAUCUUCUGGGGUUGCGGGACUUUACCGCCAACACGUUCGACUGGACUGGCAAGGGCGGCGCAAUCAAGUUUAUUCGCGUACUAGGCCCCAGCCUCCUCGUGCAGAAGAUGCUGCUGCCGUCGCUGCAGCAAGAUUGCCUGGUGGAAGCCAUACUGAAACGGCGUGUCGACCACCCCAGCAGCGGACGGAUUCCCGAGCUGCGCGUGUCGUUUCUGCCGCUGGCCGUCGUCGACAUAGACCUCGACGCAGAACCAGACGAGGCCCCAGAGGCACACGGGCGCGGCGGCCUGGCUCUCAACAGCGAUGAUGAGUUUGAAGAUGCCGAGGCGCCAGGCUCCACGCAGGGUGGCGGGCCUAAAAAGGUCUUUGACCCGUCCCAGCCCGAUGUGGUCUGGAUCCCCGAAUCUGUAGUUAGGCUUGGGUCUCCCGAGGUGUUGAGAAACUGGGAGGCGGAGCAGGGGGCGAAAAGGGCGGUAGCAUCAGCACCAAAGAAGAAGACGGCGGCAUCAGCACCCAAGGCGACGAGGACCAGGACAACAAAGGCCGCGCCAGAGCCCAGCCAUACAAUGGAGAGGUACCUGAAAGCCACAAAGAAGCCUCUUCCUCUAACAUCUUCAUCGUCGUCCUUGAGGGAGCACGCAGUGCCUCCAAUGCCCGAGAACUCAUUCGACGACCCAGAUCCGCACAUGCUGUCCUUGUCGCCUCCACAUGCCUCCACCAGCCACCGGAAGCGCAUAUCUUCUGGCACUUCCUCGUCGGAGACGAGCCCUACGAGAAUGAUGGAGCGUCUGAAUCUCUCUUCCGCUCCAGACUCAACAUCUGCUGUGAGGACAACGGGAGCCGGCCACGCCCACAGCGGCAGCAGUGCCGACAAGACAAAGCAGACGACCAUCCUCGGGUUCGUCAAGCACGGCUUUGAGAAACAGCAGGCAACAACACAGAACCGCGCCCCGGCCCGGCGGGAGAGGAGCGCAGCCCGCUCGCCGCCCCGCCGCUCCGGCAGAGGAGAGGAGGGGCUGGCCAGGCCGGCGGCUUCUUCCCCGCCGAGGUUCCGCCGCCCGCCCUCCGUCAUCUCGCUAUCGUCAGACGACGACGCAAGCGAGCCGGAGCGGAAACCGGCGGCGGAGGCUGCGGAGCACGCAGCGGAGCCCACGGUGCGGGAGGAGCCUGCCCGCCAUGGCGGACGCGCCCAAGUCGCUGGGAGUGUCGGUGGCUCCACCGCCACGGCGGCGGCAGCAGCAGCAGCAACGGCGGCGCCGGGUUCGGCCGGAAGCGGCCACGACAGCGAGUACAGCGACGAGGACACGUGGGCCACGGCCGAGUCGCGCCUGCCGCCACCGCCACCGCCCGACGCGGCGGGCGGGCCGGGAGAGGACGGAAACAUGACGAAGCUGUACAGAUCGAGGAGGAGCGCGGCCGGCUACAUGUGCGAGGUGGAGGUCUCGAGGGAGGAGGCGGACCGCAUCAUGCGCGAGGAGGAGGAGGAGGAGGCCCGGGCGGAUGGGCGGCGGCGGCGGCGUCGGCUGUACCGGCGCAGCGACCUUUUUGUCAUAGAUCUGACGGACGAGCCUUGACGGGUUUGCGGUCCCGGUUUUUGGUUCAGCUGCGUCUGGAUACCUGCUGGUUCGAUGUCUGUAUAUUUGCCUACGAAACACGGAAUACGUGAUUCACCGCUCUGGCGUCCGCCUUGAACGCUCGCCUCCUUGCCACUAGGCAAGAUCAUGGACUCGGAUGAAGCCGUUGUUGUGCUGCCGGAGCGGGAUGCUGGUGUUGAGGUCGUGUCCUCGCAGAAAUCUUGUUUCAAUGUUGC
Messenger RNA from Gaeumannomyces tritici R3-111a-1, 2969 nucleotides. RefSeq lists its product as hypothetical. The transcript has 3 exons. Gene Ontology annotation, molecular function: crossover junction DNA endonuclease activity; 5'-flap endonuclease activity. NCBI's taxonomy places the organism in Eukaryota, Fungi, Ascomycota, Sordariomycetes, Magnaporthales, Magnaporthaceae. The record is from RefSeq and is a predicted model, not a curated record. Bases 211 to 2733 code for a protein of 840 amino acids.